AAUGUGAACGGGCUCUAAGAAGAAACACGAUGGAUGGAGAGCUGCCCUGUGCUGAGGUGGAUGGAGAACUGCCCCCUGGCCCUGAGGAUGCAGGAGGGGAGGUGGCCUGUGCCACGAGCCACGAGCAAGGAGAGGUGGCCUGUGCCAUGAGUCACGCGGAAGGGGAGGCGCCCAGUGUGGCGAGCAAGGAGGAAGGAGAGGUGCCCUGUGCCAAACAUGGUCCUGAAGGAGAGCUGCCCCACGCCGGGAGUGACGCAAAGGAAAAGGCACCUUGUCCUGAGAGCGACAGGGAAGGAGAGACACCCAGUACUGAGAGCGAUACUGAAGGGGAGACGCCCAGUGCUGAGAGUGAUGCCAAAGAAGAGGCACCUCGCGCAGACACUCUUAGUGCUCUGAAGAAAAUCUCCUCCAUUUCUUCUCCCUUGCGGGCAAUCAUCCGCAUUCGGCGACAAAUCCGGAAGCAAAAGAAAAGCCGUCUGCGUUUAGAGCUCCCCAGGGAAAAGUCUUCAGAGCUGGUGCAAACAAGGCUGCUUCAAAGGCAGGUUUCCAUGAACCGAACCAGCCUGUAUGGCUCUUCCACGUCCUUCUUUAAUCAGAGCAGCUUUGAAAAUUCACGGUACUUCACCUUUGAUACGUCUGCGGACCAUUAUGCUAUGAGUAAAUGCAGGCGGAAGAAGAAACGUAGGAAGUCUAGAAUAGUCCUGUAUCCGGAUAAAACAAAAAGGUAUCUUCCAACAGAGGAGAAGAGCAAUGCAAAACGCUGCCUUCUGCUGCUUAUUGUCAUUAUCUUCUUCCAGAUUCUAAAUGCUAUUGAGAACUUGGACGAUAACCUCCAAAAAUAUGACCUAGAUGGUUUGGAGAAAACGAUGCACCGGGAAGUAUUUGGACAAAAUGCUGCUGUAGAAAGUAUUAUGGAAUUGCUGAAAGACUAUCUGGCUACCCACAUACACAACAAGCCUCUGAUUAUCUCUCUAAACGGUCCGGGAGGAGUUGGGAAGAGCCACGUUGGCUGGCUGUUGGCCAAACAUUUUCGUUCUGUCAUGGACAAUGACUUUGUGCUUCAGUACUUUGUGAUGCAUCACUGUCCAAGUGGGGUAAGUGAACUUACUUGCCAAAUAGAUUUGUCUGAGAAGAUCUCUGACAUGGUUACGAGAGCUGAGAUAGAAGAGAAGAUCCCACUAUUUAUUCUGGAUGAGGUUGAACUCAUGUCUCCGGUCCUGCUGGAUACUCUCAGCCGAUUCUUCGAACCCAAUCAAACCAAUGAGUUCCUCAAUGCCAUCUACAUUUUAAUAAGCAACAUAGGGGGUAAUGAAAUAACAAAGUUUGUUAUCCAGAAUGCGUCCACUGAGCUUCUGCAUCAGCAAAGGGGAGUUGAAGAACUGCUGAAGAUCAUCCAGCCUUUACUGAUCCAAGCCCACCCGCUUUGGAAGUCUGCGGACAUUGUCCCGUUUGUUCUUCUAGAGAAGAGUCACGUCAUAAAUUGCUUUCUAGAGGAGAUGAGGAGGGAAGGGCUGUAUCCUGACCAGAACCAUAUUGAAAAUUUAGCCAGUCAGCUCAGUUACUACACUACGGGGGACAAGCAGUACUCCACAACGGGCUGCAAGCAGGUUGUGGCCAAAGUCAAUUUACUCUAGUGGUUUAUUGCAGAGAGUAAAUCCAGCUCUCGGGAUUAGCAGAAUUCUUAGAGACGAGUACAUGAUAGCAGACUGUGGCCGUGGUUGGGCCAGUUCUAGUUCCGUCCCAGUGCACGCUCUGUUGGAGGAGCGUUGGAGGUGAUGAGACAGCAGCCCUGACUCCAGCGGGUGAGCUCUCUUCUCUUCCAGAUGCAUCACUCAUUCCUAAUGCUCUGUGAAUGAGGCUUGGUCAGGGAAGUCCAAGCAACCUCCCUUCAUUUGGGGUUAUUUUGUCUGUUCCUUACAUACUUGUUUGGAAUAUUUGCUAUGGAAGAUCAGUGGGAUGAAAACAGAUACUGUAGGAUAAUAUAAAUAGAAGGAGGAAGUAGUAACAGGUUUGGGUUUACUGUCUCUGUAGUACACAGAGCCUUGUACAAUUCCUUCCGGAGCCUCACUUUACAAACUCCUUUACUUAUGAUCAUCCUGGCUGGUCUUGUGCAAAGUGGGUGGCUCUGCAGAGCAGAGGCAAUGCUGACAGCCCAGGGGACAGCGGGGAGCCUGGGAACUAUCUGUGGCUUUUUUUGUCACGCAGUCAGUGCUCUGCAUCCUCCGGUUCCUAUGUGACCACAGUCUUGUGAAACUCUUGUGUGUCCUCGGAUUAGUUCCUAAGUUGUAGCUCUUCUGAGCUCAUACCUUAGCUCACCUUUGGCACCUCCCGCGAGAUUCCUGCUGCGCAGGUGGGUUUGGGCUUGCCUGGAGCACUGCUCGGCUGUGCCAGCUCGUGCACAAAUAACCGCCAGAUUGUUUAGGGUCUGGUGGGGGCAACUUGUCCUAGGAGCUCUUCUGCUUUUUGCUUCUGGGUACACUUCACCACAUUCAUUAUCUAGACAGCCCGAAAUAGCAACUAACAGAUAUCGAGCAAUGCACGCUGGAAAAGACGCCUUGGGCUGUCUGUGCCAAGCGCAGCAGGAAUCCUGGGCUUAUUCCCAGGCCUGUAAGGACAAAAAAGGUUCUUUAGAAUCAAAAACCAUGUUGCUGAGAAGCACCUUUUGAAAGAGCACGUACCCGUGUUUUGAGCAGUUAUUUAUGACAUUGCUUUUUCAGGUUGGGGUCUUGUGCCUAGAUCCCCUUGUACCGUUUGCUGUGAACUGCCAUAUAUGUAAUCCCGUGGAUGUUUG
Molecule: messenger RNA, 2791 nt
Organism: Nothoprocta perdicaria
Lineage: Eukaryota; Metazoa; Chordata; Aves; Tinamiformes; Tinamidae
Gene: TOR4A
Product: torsin family 4 member A
Exons: 1
Coding region: 30-1634 (534 amino acids)
Biological process (GO): negative regulation of apoptotic process
Cellular component (GO): nuclear envelope; endoplasmic reticulum lumen
Molecular function (GO): ATP hydrolysis activity; ATP binding
Source: RefSeq, a predicted model, not a curated record